Messenger RNA from Aphanomyces invadans, 769 nucleotides. RefSeq lists its product as hypothetical. The coding region runs from base 19 to 735 and encodes 238 amino acids. Gene Ontology annotation, cellular component: endoplasmic reticulum. Gene Ontology annotation, molecular function: L-ascorbic acid binding; procollagen-proline 4-dioxygenase activity; iron ion binding. The transcript has 2 exons. The record is from RefSeq and is a predicted model, not a curated record. Lineage: Eukaryota; Oomycota; Saprolegniomycetes; Saprolegniales; Verrucalvaceae. Gene Ontology annotation, biological process: peptidyl-proline hydroxylation to 4-hydroxy-L-proline.
UGGCUCGAGUGUUGCAGGAUGGCGUUCAUGCGACAUGGAGGGCUGUGCGUGGCGAUCGCGGCGCAAGUCGCCCUGGGCACUGUCCAGCCGUUUGGUGGAGCAUCACACCUUAUCUGCUCCAGUGCGUAUCAACAGGAAGUGCUGGCUCAGUAUCCACUGGUGGUGUAUUUCCAUGAUCCUGUUGUCCUGCAACCUGCGAUCGACCACCUCCUCGACACCUAUCGGUCUCAAAUUGAAGCGAGCGAUUCAACGUUCUCAGCAUCGUCGUAUCUUCAUUGGAAGGAUGACACGGUCGUGACGGCAAUCGUUCACAACCUCUUGCCUCGAGUGGAGCAUUUCUUCCCGAACACAACCCUCCAGAUUGAAAGCGCUGCUCUGACAAGGUAUACCAAGGGCCAGUCAUACUCGUGGCACGUCGAUGCGUACGACGCGCGCACACUUCACGCUCGGGCCAUCACGUUCCUCGCGUACUUGAACGACGUCGACGGCGGCGAAACAGUGUUUGCUCACAUCGCCCAAAAUGGAAGCACGUUUCCGUACAGGACACCGCUGGACCGCGCGUGUGCUACCUCGUCAUCGCAGCACGUGAAGGUGGCGCCACAAGCUGGUCGAGCUCUGCUGUUCCAAAAUGUCCUUGGGCACAUGUCCACCCAUGCGGCAUGUGCCGUCACCUCCAGCGCCAAGUGGAUCAUGCAGUUGUGGAUCUCUUCCACCACGCUCGAUAGAUGUAGCUAACCGCGAUCGAAUCAAGUGUGCAUGUCGUAGUUGC